UUGGGUUUUUAUUUUGGCAAGCAAUACCGGAAACAGUAUUUUCCCUCCCGCUAGCUUGACAUCGUUUCUUGCUUGUGGUUCAUGUUUUGUUAGCUAAUCUGGCUAGCAGAUGUCGACUGGUCGAAUUUAUUGUCAGAUGAAUAUAUGUGCAUAAAACGGUUCAAACGCCACUCCUAGUAAGAAGGGAGGAUGGCGCAUCGACGUACCCCACCUCCGCUGUCCCAGAGGACAGAGUACCUGGAACCUGAUAAUGAUUCCGACAGGGACUCUGGCGUUGGAGAGGAUGCAGGGGAGGAUGCUGACAGUUGCCAUGGAGGCACAUUAAUAGAAGAGGAGAAAGUCAAGAAGCAAGAUGGGUCGGAAGAAAACGGCCAGGAAGGACAAGACUUUACAGUUUUUGUUGCCUUUCAAGGGAAUAUGGAGGAUGAGGACUUCACUCGAAAACUUGACACUAUCCUCAGUGGGAUACCAAACAUGCUUCAUAUGGGCUCUGAUAGGCUACAGCCACAGCAUGUGGAGCCGUGGAACAGUGUGCGAGUCACCUUCAACAUUCCUCGGGAUGCUGCUGAACGACUCAGACUGUUGGCCCAGAACAACCAGCAGCAGCUCAGAGACCUGGGGAUUCUCUCUGUGCAGAUAGAAGGGGAAGGGGCCAUCAAUGUGGCUGUGGGACCAAAUAGAGGACAAGAAGUCAGAGUGAAUGGACCAAUUGGAGCACCUGGCCAGAUGAGAAUGGAUGUUGGUUUUCCAGGUCAGCCUGGUCCAGGAGGGGUCCGGAUGGCUAAUCCGGUGAUGGUUCCCCCUGGGCCUGGCAUGGCAGGUCAGGCUAUGGUACCAGGCAGCAGUGGACAAAUGCAUCCUCGUGUUCCAAGACCAUCUUCACAGACAGGUUCAGAUGUUAUGGAUCCAAUGAUACCAGGUAUGGCAGUUCAGCAGCAACAGCAACUUCAGCACCAACAGGCUGGUCCCCAUGUCUCAGGCCCAAUGCCUCCUCAGGCUGCCCAUCACAUGCAGGCUCUGCAAGGUGGGAGACCACUUAACCCUGCUGCACUGCAGCAGCUACAACAUCACCAACAGGCUCAGCAGCAAGCUCAGCUCGCCCAGCUUGGACCUAGGCCUCCAUUCAACCCAUCGGGCCAGAUGGCUGUGCCUCCUGGCUGGAACCAGAUGCCCUCUGGGGUCCUCCAGCCAACGGCCGCCCAAGGAGGCCCUGCCUGGAGAAAGCCCCCGCCGCAAGCCCAAAUGGUUCAACGUCCACCCUCCCUUGCUACAGUUCAGACUCCCAGCCACCCUCCGCCCCCUUAUCCAUUUGGCAGCCAGCAGGCUGGGCAGGUAUUCAAUGCCAUGGGACAGGGACAAUUACAGCAACAACAGCAGACAGGAGUGGGUCAGUUUGCCGCCCCCCAGCCUAAAGGCCCACAGGCUGGCCCUGGUGGUGUCGCAGGACCGCCCAGACCCCCUCCACCCCUUCCAUCAACAACUGGGCCUCAGGGCAACCUCACUGCCAAGUCUCCUGGUUCCUCCUCGUCUCCUUUUCAGCAGGGCUCACCAGGUACUCCUCCUAUGAUGGCUCAGAGACCUACAACUCCACAGGGUUUUCCCCAGGGCGUUGGAUCGCCAGGAAGAGCACCCCUCAGUCAACAGGGUAACAUGCAACAAGGAUUCAUGGGAAUGCCCCAGCAUGGACAGCCUGGGGCUCAAGUUCACCCAGGCAUGGCAAAGCGUCCCAUGGGCUUUCCAAACCCGAACUUUGUCCAAGGUCAGGUGAGUGCCAGCACUCCAGGAACCCCUGGUGGAGGAGCCGGUCAGCAGAUACAGAGCAGUCAAGCGAUGACUCACACAGGAGCUCCGCCGUCAGCCUCCACACAAAACUCAAUGCAGGGUCCACCCCAUGCCCAGCCCAAUGUUAUGGGUGUACAAAGUAGCAUGGCAGGUCUGCCUCCUGGUACAACUGCUGGGCCUAGUAUGGGCCAACAACAGCCUGGCCUCCAGACCCAGAUGAUGGGCCUCCAGCAUCAGGCCCAGCCCGUGUCUUCCUCCCCCAGCCAGAAGGUUCAAGGCCAGGGUGGAGGUCAGACUGUCCUCUCAAGGCCCCUCAGUCAAGGGCAGAGAGGAGGGAUGACCCCACCCAAGCAAAUGAUGCCUCAGCAAGGCCAGGGGGUGAUGCAUGGGCAGGGUCAGAUGGUUGGAGGCCAAGGGCAUCAGGCCAUGCUCAUACAACAACAGCAGCAGCAGCAGCAACAGCAGCAACAACAGCAACAACAACAACAGCAACAAAACUCCAUGAUGGAACAAAUGGUUGCCAACCAGAUGCAAGGCAACAAGCAGGCAUUUGGAGGCAAGAUUCCAGCUGGGGUAAUGCCCAGCCAGAUGAUGCGCGGCCCUGCUCCAAACGUUCCAGGUAACAUGGCUCAAUUCCAGGGCCAAGUUGCCCCACAGCAGAUGACUCCACAACAGCAGCAGCAAAUGGCUCAACUCCAACAGCAGCAGCUACAGCAGCAACAGCAGCAUCAGUUGCAACAGCUACAGCAGCAGCAGCAGCAACAGCAGCAGCAACAGCAGCAGCAGCAACAACAACACCAGCAGAUGAACCAGCAACAGCCCCAGCAGGUUCCUAUAGCUGGCAAUCCUAAUCAAGCUAUGGGCAUGCAUGGGCAACAGAUGAGGCUCCCUGCUGGCCAUCCUCUUAUCCAACAACAGUUGCAACAGCAGCAGUUACAGCAGCAGCAGAAACAACAGCAACAGGCCAUGUUGCAACAGCAACAACAGCAGGCAGCUCAACAACACCCACAUCCUUUGGGAGAUCCUAAUGGUGGCACAGGGGACCCGGGGGUCCAACAGAUGGUCCCUGAUAUGCAGGCACAGCAGCAGCAAGGCAUGAUGGGGGGCCCUCAGCACAUGCAGAUGGGAAAUGGCCACUUUGCAGGUCAUGGCAUGAACUUUAACUCGCAGUUCCCAGGUCAGAUGCCAAUGGGGGGACCCUGUGUACAGCAAGGAGGCUUUCCCGUCAGCAAGGACGUAACACUGACUAGCCCACUACUGGUCAACCUACUGCAGAGUGAUAUCUCAGCCAGCCAGUUUGGGCCAGGAGGAAAACAGGGAGCAGGGGGUGGCAAUCAGGCCAAACCCAAAAAGAAGAAACCGGCACGAAAGAAGAAGCCCAAAGAUGGAGAAGGACAACAGCAAGUAGAGGGACUUAGUGGUCUUGAUGUGGCUGCUGGCAUGGAGGAUUCCGAACUGCCAAAUCUUGGUGGUGAACAGAGUUUGGGUUUAGACAACACUGGCCAGAAACUCCCUGAUUUUGCCAACAGGCCUGCCGGCUUUCCUGGCCAACCUGGAGACCAGAGAGUAUUGCAGCAGGUACCCAUGCAGUUUAUGCAACAACAACAACAACAACAGCAGCAACAGCAACAACAACAACAACAAAUGCAGCACAUGCAACAGCAGCAGAUACAACAACAACAACAACAACAACAAAUGCAGCAGCAGCAACAAAUACAACAACAAAUACAACAGCAGCAAAUACAGCAACAGCAGCAACAAUUACAACAACAACAACAACAACAACAGCAGAUGCAGCAACAGAUGCAGAUGCAGGGUCUCCAGAAUGCUCAAGGGCAGCAGGGGAUGACAGGGCCACAGACUCCGGGUCAAAGCCAGCCCCAGAUGCACCCUCAUCAGCUGCAGCUGCAGCAACAGCAGCAGCAGCAACAGCAGCAGCAACAGCAGCAGCAACAGCAGCAGCAGCAACAGCAGCAGCAGCAGCAGCAGCAAACUCAACAGCCACACCUGCAACAGCAAACUCAACAGCCACACCUGCAACAGCAGCAACAACAACAGCAAAUGAUGAUGCUGCUGAAGAUUCAGCAGGAGCAGGCAAAGAAUCGCAUGUCCAUCCCUCCAGGAGGGCAGCUCCCUCCUAGGGGCAUGGGCAAUCCACCUGAAGUGCAGAGGCUUCCUGUCUCACAGCAAGGCAACAUGCCUGUAAUGAUCAGCCUUCAAGGACAUGGAGGGGUACCGCCGUCACCUGACAAAGCCAGAGGGAUGCCCCUGAUGGUGAACCCACAGCUUGCAGGCGCUGCACGAAGAAUGUCACAUCCCGAUGCGGUGCAGGGUCCUCAAGGCACUGGAUCUGAAGAAGCCAUUGCAGGGGCCCACCCAAAGCAGGACAGGCCUGGUGGCCCAGAAAUUGGGGUGCAGCCUGGAAAUGGAACACAACAGAUGAUGGCCAAUCAGGGCUCCAACACUCACAUGAUGAAGCAAGGCCCUGGUCCAUCACCAAUGCCCCAGCACACUGGAGCCAGUCCCCAGCAACAGUUACCUAGUCAGCCUCAGCAAGGAGGCCCCAUGCCUGGCCUUCAUUUCCCCAAUGUCCCCACAACUUCUCAGAGCUCCAGGCCCAAAACCCCCAACAGAGCCAGCCCCAGGCCGUACCACCACCCUCUCACCCCAACUAAUCGUCCACCCAGUACUGAACCCUCCGAAAUCAACCUUUCACCUGAAAGGCUAAAUGCCUCUAUUGCAGGGCUGUUUCCUCCCAAAAUCAACAUUCCUCUGCCUCCCAGACAGCCUAACCUAAACAGGGGAUUUGAUCAGCAAGGUCUUAACCCAACAACUCUGAAAGCCAUUGGGCAGGCCCCUCCUGGCUUAACUUUACCAGGCAACAAUGGCAGUGUGGGUGGAAAUAACACUAACAGUCAGCAGCCUUUCUCUACUGGCACUGGAGUAGGCGGUGUAGGCGCUAAACAGGACAAGCAGGCUGGAGGGCAGGGUAAGAGGGCAAGUCCUAGCAAUAGUCGGAGGUCAAGUCCAGCUUCUAGUCGUAAAUCAGCCACCCCAAGUCCAGGGAGACAAAAGGGGACAAAGAUGGCCAUCACCUGCCCUCCCCCACAGCAGCAGUUGGUCAACCCUCAAGGGCAGACCAUGAUGCUAAGCCCUACCUCAGUACCCCCAAGUCCAAUAUCUAUGCCUUCACAAGUGGGUGGGGCCAUGGAGGCACAGCAGACCCAGAGUCCUUAUCACGGGAUGCAAGGUAACCCUGCUGAGGGAGUCAGGGAAAGUCAGGGAAUGAUGACUGCAGAGCAGCGACAGGUGUCUCAGCCUCACCCCCAGCCACAGCCUUUGAGGGAGUUAUCAGCUCCCAGAAUGGCAAGUCCUCGUUUCCCCGUGCCUCAGCAGCCUAAACCUGACUUGGAACUGCAGGCUGGCACAGUUGAUAGGCACCCAGCACACACAACACCUAAUAUUCAGGACUCUGAGGUCUUACCUACUCUCAGGGCAGCUCCAACCUCCCUCAACCAGUUACUGGAUAACUCGGGUAUCCCAAACAUGCCUCUUCGGCCCAUACAGAAUAAUACUGUUAGCCCCAAGUCUGCUUUGGAUCCAGGGAGAUCACUCCAAAGUAAUUCUCAGAGUACAGAUAUGUCCGCUGCUGUUGCUACUACUGCCACUAUAAAUGAAUCGGAAGCUAAACCCAAACCUGCUGUCCCAAUCCCUACCAGCAAUCCUAAUUUGCAGCCUGCUUCCAUUUCCAGCUCGCACCCUAGCACUAACGUGACCUCUAAUACUACACCCAACCUUAGCCAAAACCCCAUCUCCAUUCUUGGUGUCAAUCCUAGUCCGAAUGUAAACCCAACAUCUACCUUCUGCCCCGCCCUCAGUACUAACACUAAUGCCACCACGAGUUUCAGCCCCAACACAGUCACUUCCGGUCAGAGCAGUCCUGCCUCGACAGUUAGUACCAGUUCUAACUCCAGUUCAGCUCUAAAACCAAGCCCAAGUCCUAAACCUGUGACAAGUGUUCACUCAGUCAUACAGAUCCCUGCCUCUUCUAGCACAAUGUCCCCCAACCAGAUCACUGUGUUUGUCACCUCUAACCCCAUGACCUCUGCCCCCACUCCCCAGGCACCCACAUCUAUGGUAUCCACCAUGGUGGCUUUCCCUAACAAGAACAUUAGACCUCAGGACAUCCGGCAGCAGGCCCCUGUCCCCCGACCUCCUCAGUUCAUCACCACCACUCCUGUAUUUAUCAAUCCAAUUUUCCAGGUCCCAGGUGCAUCUGUGGCUCCAAAUACCACAAUGGUAUCACAGUCAGUCACUAUGGUGAGGCCUAUACAAGUGUCCACUACAAACAUCCAACUUUCUCCUUCUCCAAGCUCCAACCAGUCCUCAGCGGCUAACGUGGCCAGUACUCAGCCUACCAGAAGUAUUGUAGGACAAGUCCAGGUUGCCACUAGUGUGUCCUCACCAGUCCCAGUCGGUACUCCUCCAGCUUCUCAGCAAAUUAACCCAGGAGCUCCCAAAACAGACAAUCUAGGUGAGGCAGGCUCUGAUCAGAAACCUAGUCCCCCAGUACGGCAGCCAUCUCCACAUCCAAGCCCUUCAGCAUCAUCUCCCUUUCAGACACCCCUGGCUUCUCCUUCUCUCUGCUCUAGUCCUGGGGCUGCUAUCACCAUUCGAAAGAGCCCCUUGUCUCCAUCUCCCACUGCCCAGGUGAAAAGUAAACCUGCACAGGCUGCUGCAGCUGUUUCUGGUACAGCUGACUCCCAGUUGAGUCCUAUAGAAAGGCCUGCGCAGGGGCCCAUCGGGGCUGUGCCACCACAGGUCUUUCAUCCUCCUGUCAGUCCUGCCAUUCAGAUUGAAGCACUAGCUCCGCAUACUACUGUUGCUGCUCCUAACAACAUUACUCUGCCUGUUGUCUCCUCUCCACUACCAGUUCAUGGUCAAGUGGCUGUUCCUACUCAGAUUGUUACCCAGGCUCCAGUGCCUGCAACAGCCUCAGUCUCAAGUCAGGCCCAGGCUGUAACGUCUCAAACUCCUAUUGUCACUGUAGUUGGUGCUACCACAGGUGUCUCUUCUGCUACCUUGCUCUCUACGGUUGCUCCCGUACAAAGUCCUGUACCGUCCAUUGUUCCAAUUGUUGCUGGCUCUGGACCUGCUCUGGACGUUGCCCCCACCACAUCUUCUCCAGUUGCUAACCCCAGCGGAGUUCCACCAGCCCAGCCUGUCGCACAAGCUAUGGAGCCCCCCAUGCCGCCAGCUGCUACGUCUGUUGAAACCACUCAGACCACCCCAGCAACUAUUCAACAAGAAGUCCCACAGUCCCAGGAAGCUGUUGCCAGUGAGAAGACGGGUGAAGAGGUCUCGACAAGUUCCGAGCAGGGAUGGGCAAAGAAAAGAAAGACGCCCAUCAACUUAGUCCCAAGAGCUGCUUUGGAGAAACCCAAGGGACCGAGCAGACGCAGCUCCCGGGCAGAGAAGGAGGUGGAGGAGGAGCCAGUAGCAGACAGCGGCAUUAGGAAGAGAUCAGCCAGGCCUGGAACCAGUGCUGCUGUAAAAGAAACUGGAGCAAGCCCCACCCAGGCCAAACGAAGGAAGUCUAAAUAGGCACAACAACAGUUGUGGAAACCUGUGAAUUGUACUGUAAAUGUUUUUGUUUUCCGCUGUGAAUCAGUUGAUACCGGUUUCUUUGUCCUAAAUUAUGAAUGGAGGAAGAAACUAUGUACAGAUUGUUUUAAAAAUAAUUAUGCUAUUGUUUUGUCCAUGCUAUUAUGUGAGAUUGUAGUUAGAAUGUGUGCAAUACAGUAUGUGUUUGUGUGAAUGUGCUUUUUAUAUUAAAUGCUGGAUUAAUCAUGUGAAGACUGAUGAUGGAGCUUGUCAUGAUUGUAUAAUUAUGUUGUAAAACUGAAUUAAAUUUUCUACUGCUUUUUUGUUCUGUGAAA
Molecule: messenger RNA, 7721 nt
Organism: Cottoperca gobio
Lineage: Eukaryota; Metazoa; Chordata; Actinopteri; Perciformes; Bovichtidae
Gene: ncoa6
Product: nuclear receptor coactivator 6
Exons: 17
Coding region: 190-7386 (2398 amino acids)
Biological process (GO): positive regulation of transcription by RNA polymerase II
Cellular component (GO): transcription regulator complex; nucleus; histone methyltransferase complex
Source: RefSeq, a predicted model, not a curated record